AUGGAUCGGAAAUGGAUGUUUGCUAAUCGAGCAUCAAAAGAAUACAAAGAUGGGGUUCAAGAGUUUGUUAGGUUUGCUAUUGCUCAUGCCGAAGAUACUAGUAAAAUCAUAUGCCCUUGCUUAGAAUGUUGUUAUACGGAUGUUAGUGCAAAUGUUUUGAAAGAUCAUUUAAUAUGUAAUGGAAUUGAUAAAAGUUAUACUUGUUGGAUAAUGCACGGUGAAGAAAAAACCAAGUCCACAAAGAGGAGCAAUGGGAGAGAUACAUCAAAUGAUUUUGAAAAUGAUACAAAUUAUGAGUUUGAUCGAGUUGAAGAAUUUGUGAAUAUAAUUGAAGAAGAUCUUCGUGAUUGUCCUCAAAUGUUUGAGAGGCUAGCAAGUGAUGCAGGGACUCCAUUGUACGAAGGAUGUACUAAAUUUACAAGAUUGUCUACGGUCUUAAAAUUGUAUAACUUAAAAGCACGCCAUGGAUGGUCUGAUAAGAGCUUCACAGACUUGUUGUCUCUGUUAAAGGAUAUUUUGCCUAAGAAUAAUGUGCUCCCUAGUCGGGCCUAUGAGGCUAAACGAUUGCUUUGUUCUAUUGGCAUGAGUUAUGAGAAGAUACAUGCUUGUCCAAAUGAUUGCAUUUUAUUUCGCAAUGAGUAUGCAUCACUAAAUAUAUGUCCUAAAUGUAGUGCCCCACGAUAUAAGAAGAAAGAAACAGCUCCAACCAAAACGCUAUGGUAUUUUCCGAUAAUACCAAGAUUCAGGCGCAUGUAUCGUAAUGCGGAAGAUGCAAAGAACUUAACAUGGCAUGCAAAUGAAAGGGUUGUUGAUGGAAUGCUUCGACAUCCUGCAGAUUCUCCUCAAUGGGCAAAAAUUGAUCAUGAUUACCCAAAUUUUGGGAAGGAAGAAAGAAACCUACGUCUAGCAUUGUCUACUGACGGAAUAAACCCUCAUGGUAUUCAGAGUAGUAAACUUACUUCUUGGCCGGUGAUGCUGCUGAUUUAUAACCUACCUCCAUGGCUAUGCAUGAAGCGCAAGUACAUGAUGUUGACUAUGUUAAUUUCUGGGCCCAAGCAACCAGGAAAUGAUAUAGACAUAUACUUGGCUCCAUUAAUUGAAGAUUUAAAGCAUAUGUGGGAGACAGACGUGGAGGUAUAUGAUGAGUAUAAAAAAGAAUCCUUCAAAUUGAGGGCUAUGCUAUUUGGAACAAUCAAUGAUUUUCCUGCCUAUGGGAAUCUAUCAGGCUAUAGUGUCAAAGGGAAGCUUGCAUGCCCCAUAUGUGAAGAUGAUACACAUUCAAUACGGUUGGAUCAUUGUAUGAAGAAUGUAUUUCUUGGACACCGUAGAUUCUUAAAUACCAACCAUCGUUUUCGAAAAUGGAGAAAAGCAUUUGAUGGUGAAUCAGAAGAAAAAAGAGCUCAUUUGCCUUUGACGGACGAUCAAUUAUACCAAAAGGUAAUAGCGCUUUAA
Molecule: messenger RNA, 1452 nt
Organism: Vicia villosa (hairy vetch)
Lineage: Eukaryota; Viridiplantae; Streptophyta; Magnoliopsida; Fabales; Fabaceae
Exons: 1
Coding region: 1-1452 (483 amino acids)
Source: RefSeq, a predicted model, not a curated record